Molecule: messenger RNA, 1626 nt
Organism: Cyphellophora attinorum
Lineage: Eukaryota; Fungi; Ascomycota; Eurotiomycetes; Chaetothyriales; Cyphellophoraceae
Product: Low-affinity iron/zinc ion transport protein fet4
Exons: 1
Coding region: 1-1626 (541 amino acids)
Biological process (GO): transmembrane transport
Source: RefSeq, a predicted model, not a curated record
AUGUUGGACAUUCGGAAGAUCCUCUCUGCGCCUGGCGCACGGCAAACUGUCACCAAGACUGCGCCAUCCCCUUUCCUUCCUCACGCCGACGUGGCUCGCACCGAAAAGGCCCUCGGUCCAGCUCGGGCAGGUAGAGCGAAGAACGACGCCGAUUCAACAUGUCUCGGGGGUUUUCUUGCGCUAGACCACAUAUCGGAAGACGUUCAGGCCGUGGUGGACGGGACAAAAACGCUGACUUUGGAUCGCUGGCUUGACCGGCUCGUUGCGUGGGCCGGAUCGUGGCAGAUGCUUCUAUUCACCUUCAUACUGGUGCUAUCUUGGGCAUUCCUGGGCAUUCCUUUUGGUAAUGCAACCGACUGGCAAGUCGCUAUAUCCGAUGUCCAAGCCUUGGCAUGCUAUGUGCUCGAUUCUUUGCUCAUGCGCCAGCAGCUGAAUGCCUAUGAUCACGAGAUCGGUGUCGCAGCUAUCUUACAGAGUCGCUCGGUCAGCAUACGUCGCAUGAUUGGAACGUUGCACGCGAGCAAGACGACUGCCGCUGCAAGAGAGUCAAAUGCCCAGCUCUUGGAGCCAGUCCACAAAGACACGUACAGACGCUCUCGCCUUGAUUCUACCAUCCAUGCUCUGUGCCAACUGUUCGGCAGCCUUCCUUCGCUACUCCUCUUCUGGGUGUGCAUUAUAGUCUGGCUCAGCUUUGGCCCGUACUGUUCCUGGAGCGCAGAGUGGCAGCUGUACAUCAAUUCUGCUACAUCGGCACUGAUGCUACUGGUCUUCAUGCUCUUGGCUUGCGUGCAGGAGCAGCAUCGCUGUGAGAUGAAAGUCUUAUCGACGCGGGUUUGUACUCUGGAUUCAAAGCUGGAGGUACAAUUGCGCAUUGCAACUCGAGACAAUGUGCCAAAUGAGGUCGCUGCCAUCUAUCCCUGCCCAGUCAGCCUUCUCGAGCGCGCCAUCUCAUACUACGCGGACCUGGUUGGUACGCUUUUCGGCGUCUCACUGCUGAUCCUUGUCUUUAUUGCCUGGGUGGCUAUUGGACCAGCAUUGCAGUUCAACUCGAAUUGGUGGCUCGUCAUUGGCACAUAUGCUGGCUUGAUAGGCUUGCACGACGGGUUCGUUCUGCACAAUGUCCGUCAUCAGCUCGACCGAAAUAGCCGACUUGCGCUCGCGAAAGUCAAUGCCGAUGAUACGGAACUACUGGCCGCUGCAGGGGUCCCUCACUGCGAACCCUUCGCUGUCCAACAUGGCGACGUGGAAGGCGGUCGACCGAGAGGACAGUCCCAACAGGCGUAUUCACGGAUCAACAUAAUGUUGUCUUCACACCUUGUCCGUCUGAUGUCGCAUCCAUUACUGGUCGUUGCAGGCAUUGUCUUCAUCGCUGGCUCAGUUGCUGCUGCGACAGCACUGCACUGGAGUCUGACGGGCCAGCUCUUGUGCAAUGUCCCGCCUAGCGUCGUUGAAACAUUCAUCAUGAUGGCAUUGAUUACGAGAGAGACCGCGGACGCCAAAGCUGAGAAGGAGUUGUACAACGAAUUUGCGGGAAGCAGAGAUCUGCUCUUGACUUGGGUGCUGACACAAAGAGACGGUUCCGACGUGGAUUCGAGGAGUGGUCCAAUUAUCUCGGCCUUGGAGUGA